Penicillium chermesinum is the source of this 534-nucleotide messenger RNA. RefSeq lists its product as uncharacterized. The record is from RefSeq and is a predicted model, not a curated record. Bases 1 to 534 code for a protein of 177 amino acids. The transcript has 3 exons. Lineage: Eukaryota; Fungi; Ascomycota; Eurotiomycetes; Eurotiales; Aspergillaceae.
AUGAAGCUGAGCUUGAUUGCCCUCUCUGCUGCGCUGGCUGUCGCCGCGGCCGACACUACCAGCACCACCGAGCCCACAGCCACCGUGACGCUGAGUCCCGAGGCUCAGUGUGCCACUCACUGUGACCGCAACGACACCUGCUGCAUCGCCAAGUGCUACCACGUCCCCUGCCCCAACGCGACCCAGGCCAAUGACACCAACAGCUGUGUCCGCGCUUGCCCCCAGGGCACCGGUUCUCCCGAGGAUACCAAGAAGUUUGCCGACUGUGAGCAAAGCUGCUACAGCUCUCACUUUUUCCCUGCCGAUGGCGCCACUGCUCAAGCCACCUCUACUACCGUGACCCACAAUGGUGUUACCACCACCGAAACUAGUUUCGCACAGUCUACCAGCUCUUCGAAUGGCGACUCCACCCAGUCCAGCGGCACUGCCACUAGCACCGGUGCUAUCCAGACCGAGAACGCUGCUGCCAACAUUCGGCUGGGUGCCUCUGGUGCCGGCCUAUUUGGCCUGGUCCUUGCCGCUCUCGCCCUGUGA